Messenger RNA from Clonostachys rhizophaga, 411 nucleotides. The record is from the annotation of a GenBank genome assembly. NCBI's taxonomy places the organism in Eukaryota, Fungi, Ascomycota, Sordariomycetes, Hypocreales, Bionectriaceae.
AUGGCUAGUUUCGAGAACAGCGAUGCAGAGGCAAGGAAUAAGAGUGCCAGCACAAGUCCGGCCGCCGAGGAUCCUCCCACCCCUCCGGUAGUGGAUGAAAUAUCCGUGGACGAAUGGGAAGCUAUUAAAAUUAUAGGCGAAGAGUUGAUCAACGAGAAGCUACACUAUACAUUAGAGUGGGAACUAACCGCCGUGCCGGAGGAGGAUUGUGGGAAUAUGAGUGAGUUGGUCGAGGAGUGGAAGAAGUCAAAGAUACGUCGACAGAAAGGUAGCAAGAGAACCGGGAGCCAGACCGCUCGGUUGGCACAGGAAGCUGGAGUUUCCAAAGAGGUUACAAAGCGUCAUGGAGGAAAGAAGAGCAACAACAAGGACUCUACAAAACGCCCCCGUGCGCGCCCCCGAAAUGGAUGA